GCACUGGAGGCUGCAGUACUGGACUCCGCCUCUCUCUGCCUCUUUAUGCGCAGAGACGGUGAGGCCAGCAUGAAAAUAUAAAGUGAGAGAGUCCGACUUCACUCUGUGCAACCUUCACAAACCGAUCUACAGCUGAAGAAGUUUUAAAAAAAAUCUGCUUAUUAGAUUGUUGUGCUUUGAAAAAGGUUUUCACAGAAUCCCUAUCAGAUCCAGUUGGAAUAGCGUGGAAAAGCAGUUAUUGACCCAAGUAAAAGCCAUGGCACUUCCUGGGACCAGAGAUACAACAGAUACCAAGCGUCAGCGCUUUGGGAAGUGGAAGGAUGUUACAGAAGAAGACUUUCAACCCUCACAGCCACCAUCGGCACAGUCUAAGCGAGAAAUGCCAAAAGAAUUUCGAAAAGCAAGUUUUGCAGAGACUGAUGAAAAUGUGAGGAUUAUUGCAGAGAAGAUAUUUGCCUCUGCUGUUCGACAUGGCGACCAGACAGAUGGCAUUUCCCUGUUUACAGUACCUGAGGACUGUCCCAUUGGGGAGCAUCAGGCCAAAGAGCGAGAGCUGCAGAAAGAGUUGGCGGAACAGCAGUCUGCGCAAACAGCCAAAAGAAAGAAGAGCUUCAAGCUGAUUCGCUCACAGUCUUUAAUUCAGAUGUCACAGGAUGGGUUCCAGUCAGUUACACCAAUAGUGACACCGUCCUCACCUACUGCGCCAUUUAUAGGAGCACAAGUGUACUGCAAUGUACCCGAAUUUCAGAGAGUAAUGAUCAGCGGGGACUACUGUGCCGGGGUGACAUUGGAUGAUUAUGAGCAGGCGGCUGCAGGCCUCGCAAAAGCUUUAUUUAUUCGAGAAAAGUAUUCACAACUUGCCCUUCAUCGCUUCCCACGAACAACAACUCAGUAUUUACGCACAAUUGAACAUGAAGUAUUUAAGCCAGAGGACCAAGUAAUACCAGAUUUCUGCCCACCAGUAAAUGAAAAACAAGACCCAUACAAUCUUGAUGAUGCACCAGAGAACAAAGAUAUGGCAGUGAAAAUGAAGUCUGGAAUCAUCCAUGUAUAUGAUAACAAAGAGAAGAUGGAAAUGAAUCAGCCCUGUAAUUUUCCUUAUGUAGAUCUGGAAUCCUAUACGCUAGAUCUUAGCUUCCUUCUUGCACUUAUUACUGAUGGCCCUACGAAAACCUAUUGUCACCGGCGAUUGAAGUUUCUAGAGUCCAAGUUCUAUCUCCAUGAAAUGCUGAAUGAAAUGGCUGAACUCAAAGAAUUGAAAAUGACUCCCCAUCGAGAUUUCUAUAAUGUUAGAAAAGUCGAUACCCAUAUUCACGCUGCUGCCUGCAUGAAUCAGAACCACUUAUUAAAAUUUAUUAAACACACCUACAAAACUGAGGCAGACAGGAUUGUCCUUGAAAAGAAAGGGAAGAAGAUAACACUGAAAAAGUUGUUUCAAGAUCUUAAAAUGGAACCAUAUAAUCUCACUGUUGACUCUCUAGAUGUCCAUGCUGGUCGUCAGACAUUUCAUCGCUUUGAUAAAUUUAAUGCAAAAUAUAACCCAGUUGGCGCCAGUGAACUGAGAGACCUGUAUUUAAAAACUGAUAAUUAUACCGAAGGCGAAUACUUUGCUCGUAUUGUUAAGGAAGUAGCUGAAGAUCUGGAAGAAAGCAGGUAUCUAUAUGCAGAACCUAGACUGUCCAUAUAUGGUCAGUCAACAAAAGAAUGGGACAAACUGGCAAUAUGGUUCAUCCAGCACAAAAUGUACUCACCAAACAUGCGCUGGAUCAUCCAGGUACCCAGAAUUUAUGAUAUAUUUAGAUCCAAAGGUCUUCUGCCAAACUUUGCAAAAAUGCUGGAAAAUUUAUUUUUACCUCUUUUUGAGGCGACGAUUAACCCCAAGGAUCAUAAAGAACUGAAUUUGUUCUUAAAAUAUGUCACAGGAUUUGACAGUGUUGAUGACGAAUCCAAGCACAGUGAUCACAUGUUCUCAAACAGGAGUCCCACCCCCGAGGAAUGGACCACUGAAAUGAACCCACCGUACAGCUACUAUUUGUAUUACAUGUAUGCCAAUAUUGCUGUACUCAACAACCUCCGGAAGGAUCGAGGCAUGAAUACAUUCCUGUUCCGGCCACACUGCGGAGAAGCUGGAUCUAUCACACACCUUGUGUCAGCUUUUUUAACAGCUGACAACAUCUCUCAUGGACUAAACCUUAAAACGAGUCCUGUUCUUCAGUACUUAUAUUAUCUUGCACAAAUACCAAUUGCCAUGUCACCUCUCAGCAACAACAGCUUGUUCCUGCAGUAUUCAAAAAAUCCCUUAAAGGAAUUCCUGUACAAAGGACUGGUGGUAUCUCUUUCUACAGAUGACCCAAUGCAGUUCCAUUACACUAAGGAAGCACUCAUGGAAGAAUAUGCCAUAGCUGCACAGCUCUGGAAGUUCUCGACAUGUGACCAGUGUGAGAUAGCACGGAACAGCGUACUCCAGAGUGGACUUUCGCACAUUGAAAAGCAGAAAUUUUUGGGAAACAGCUACUUCAUAGAUGGCCCUGAAGGGAAUGAAAUUAGGAAGACAAAUGUGUCUCAGAUAAGGAUGGCCUAUCGUUAUGAAACUCUGUGCAAUGAACUUAGCUUUCUUGUUCCGGCAAUGAAAUCAGAAGACAACAAUUCUCCAUCAGAGUAAUAUGAGAAACUUUUGAUUAAAUGAUACAUUAAUCUUAAUGUGCAAUAUUGAAAAAAAAUCAUCUUGACCAGAGCAGAAGCAGCACAUGGACAUGCAAAAAAUCAAUGUAUAGGACUUCAUUUGUGUUAUAAGUAUGGUUACAAAAAUGGUGUUAUCUUUUAUUUAAAUUCAAGCACAGUCGUUCCAAAUUUACAUUCUUUUAUUUUUCUUCUCUUUGUAUCCAAAGAUAUUAAACAUAUUAAUUUUCUCAGUCA
This is a messenger RNA of Protopterus annectens (West African lungfish), 2916 nucleotides long. It is a transcript of the gene AMPD3, whose product is annotated as adenosine monophosphate deaminase 3. Gene Ontology annotation, cellular component: cytosol. NCBI's taxonomy places the organism in Eukaryota, Metazoa, Chordata, Ceratodontiformes, Protopteridae. Gene Ontology annotation, biological process: AMP metabolic process; IMP salvage. The record is from RefSeq and is a predicted model, not a curated record. Gene Ontology annotation, molecular function: AMP deaminase activity. The transcript has 16 exons. The coding region runs from base 257 to 2662 and encodes 801 amino acids.